Arctia plantaginis is the source of this 1704-nucleotide messenger RNA. The record is from the annotation of a GenBank genome assembly. Lineage: Eukaryota; Metazoa; Arthropoda; Insecta; Lepidoptera; Erebidae.
AUGGAUGAUGUAAAUGAAAAAGAACCUGAUUCUGGAGUUGAAACAAUUAUGGAUAAUGUGAAUGAAAAAGAAACUGAAACUAAAGUUGAAACAAUUAUGGAUGAUUCGAAUGAAAAAGAAACUGAAACUGGAGUUGAAACAAUUAUGGACGAUUUGAAUGAAAAAGAAACUGAAACUGGGGUUGAAACAAUUAUGGAUGAUGUGAAUAAAAAUGAAACUGGAGUUGAAACAAUUAUGGAUGAUGUGAAUGAAAAAGAAACUGAAACUGCAGUUGAAACAAUUAUGGAUGAUGAGAAUGAAAAAGAAACUGAAACUGAAGAUAAUAAAAGUGAAGACAAUGCAGAUUCACAAAACAAAGACAAUCUCAAAUGCAAAUGUGACUCUAUAGAGUUACUAGGGCGGAUCACCAAGAAGCCGGAGAAGCUAGACAAGAGUGAAAUAAACGAUAUCCGGUUAAACUUGUUCACCGAAAGGAAUUCAGAUGGAACUGGAUACCUCGUGCUUCGAGGUAAAGAUAUAGAAAAUAGGUACAAAAGAAGAAUUAUGGACUCUGAUAUUAGGGCCAUAUGUAAAUAUAUAAAACAAUCUCCAAGACGAAUUAUCAUGUUAGAUUUGAGCUAUAACCGAAUUACGGACAAAGGUUUCAUUAAAUUACUGAAAAAAAUACUUGUCAAAAGCAGAUCUAGCAUUAUAAACUUGAAUAUAAUGAACAACAGGCUGUCUGCUGAGUCCAUUUAUUAUUUAGCAAAUUAUGCUAAAUAUGUAAAAUUAAUUUAUUUAAGAUUGAAUGGAAAUAAGUUUGGAUCUAAAGGCGGUGAAUACUUCGCAAAAUUCUUGAUAAAUAAUAAAACAGUCGAGUACUGUGAUAUAGGUGAAACCAGUCAAACUUUAUCGAGUGUGGCGCAAGUUAUUUCAGCUUUGAGAAAAGGACAUGGAGAAAAUACAACACUAAGAGUAUUUGAUUUUAGUCGAAUCAUACCGAUGUUUAACAGAUACUCUUACGAAACAAAAUGGUUCGCGUAUCAUAUUGAAUAUCUCUUAGAAAAUAACUCAUCUAUAAUAGAAUUACAUUUACAGAAAAAUGAGUUUAUUAGCCACGAUGUAGAGUACUUUGUUCGAGGUUUGCGAAAGAAUAACACAUUGUUAUAUCUAGAUCUUGGUUUUAAUAAGAUUGGAGAUUAUGGAAUUGAAUUAAUAGCAAAAUAUUUAGCAGAAGGUCCACAAUUGGUACUGCUAAAUGUUGCAGGUAACAGUAUCAAUGAUUUGGGUGCUAGAGCCUUAAGUUUCGGUUUGCCAUUUUCCAAAAUCCGCGCUCUUGAUAUAUCUCACAACAGACUGACAGAUGCAGGGUUGCUAGACUUAUUAAAUACGGUGAAAAAACCUUACUUUCUACGGUUUUUAAAUAUUUGGGGUAAUAAAAUUGGUCCCCCAACUUGCGAAAUUAUUCAUAGAAUGCUUGAAAGUGGCGUUCUGUUCCAACAUACCAUGGAUGUAAAAUUAUAUGAAGUGGAUGAAGUUUUGUACGCAGCCUAUUAUCCGAAUCCUGCUAAUAGAAAUAAGCAUUUAUAUUAUAAUGAAAUGGAUUUCGGCGUGGCUCAACCAAUUUACCAUAUAACGAGAAAUGUAAUUGGGGAAAAGAAAAAAGUUAAAGUUGAUUGCAAGCAAAGGCAUAAACUGGAUAAGACCGAUAGAGAUAAUUUUUAA